AUGCCACGAUCAGCGACAGAUGCCACACGCUUUACCUCGACGAUACCCCAUCAAUCCAAAGCGCAGCUUCCUUCCAGAAGCCAGCCACCCCGGAAAUCGGCAUCAACUCCAUCGCCAACAGGAGAGACCCCUCAGGAGAAGGUCAGAAGAUUAAGAGCUGCUGCGGAUAGAGCUCGAGAUGCACAGAUUACAACGUUCGACAAGGUGGUCAUUAGAGGCCGGGUAUGGGCGGAUCGGGCACAUAAAUUUGUCACGCUGAGUCUGAUUGCAGCUACAGUGGUUGCUGGCGGUGUUACGGUCUAUGCUCUGGGCGACAUGAUGAUCCUCAACCGGAAAAAGCGAGCGCAGUUCUUUGAAGAACAGAAAGCCAUCCGUGCGAAUGCUAUAUAUAAGGCGAGGCAAGCUAUUGAAUCUGGGACUGCCACAGAAGAAGACAUCAAAUUUAUUAGUCUUGAGGACGAGCAUGCUGCCCGAUUAGAGGCUUUUAUACGGGCGAAGAAGGAGAAGAAGGGCAUAUUCACGAGAGGCAAAGAAUGGCUCUUUUCUGGUCUGAAGAACGAGGAAGAGGGUGAUAAUGUGGGGAGCAGCGAAAAAAGACUGGGCUAUGAGGCUAUGAGCGAAGAGGACGAUGUAUUGGGCGAGCGGGAAAGUGAUAUUGUGCGCGCAAUUGAGGAUAAGAAGCUUGCAAUUUCGACGAAGGCUAAGCAGGCCUUCGCGGAUGAGAAGGCGAGACAGAGAACGGGAGGCCCCCUGGAUCGCAUAGGAACCAAGUCCAAGGAUGAUGACCAACCGAAAUCUACAAGCUGGACCUCAUUCCUGGGCAGACGGUGAGGAGUAGGAAGGAUUCUGAAUUGUGUAAGAUUGUAUCAUAAAGGUAUCAUACCGGAAGAGGUGCUUGCAUGGAUAGGGCGUUCGUUCGACAAUCUCCUGUAUAAUGGAUGUUGAAAUGACCAGAUCAAUACGCUGCUUGUGGGUUCCUGGCCAAAUUGACCUUAUGGUUGUCUAUGCAUUUGCAUGCUACCCUUUCAGUCUUGAUGCGCUGCCUUACAGAAUGAGCCGGCCUCACGCCAACUUUCUUCGGAGCUUAAUUUGUCCAUGCAGUUCACAAUUUGCAACUGCAUAUGAGGCUCUUAAGUUUCCGUAACCCAGGGAUGGGUAUUGACCGAGCAAUGGACAACGCCAGCUGUUGAAAUCUGAUAAAGCAGCCACCCGCAAGAACCUUUUGUUUCGUCUCGGUACCUGGGGAAUUGUACGGCAGAAACAUAGCCAGAUAUACAUCUCUAUCUAAUUUAUCUAUUAUGCCGAACGAUUUCUUGCAUUUGCUAGAAGUAGUUGUAUCUCAGUUACGAGCUAGUUGAUUACGCUGACAUUGCCAUCAGGCUCGCUUAAUUUGUUGUGGUAGGAUAUUUGGUGGAGAUCGGGUAAAGUGAGCGCGAUCUGCCUGCUCGCAAUCGGAAAAAGACCUAUUAGAUGGUGAACCUUACUAUUUACAUCUUUCUAACAUGCCAGAAGACAGCAGAUUCUGAAGACGAACUUGGACCCACAUCGCGGAACUUAGGCUUGGCAGGGAAACGAGUCAUAGAGAACGACAAAUUUAGAUAGAUUCUCUGAAGUAGGACAGAAAGUUUGACAGCUAACAGUCCUGAAUGGUGUUCAAGUAUAGCGAAAAGUAAAUUUUCGCCCAUCUCCAAUAAACAGUGACCAAUCACCUCAGAACGGUAGUCUCAAAUCUCGUGCAACGCGAUAUCAGGGGGAAAAAAACCCAGAUCAAAUGGAUGUCAAAGGUCACUAUUGGCCAGAAAACACAUGAAUGUUGGUGGACUAGUCGAAGAGAGACCACCAUUUUUCUGAUGCCGAAGAUGGAAUUUCAGGC
Cadophora gregata is the source of this 1873-nucleotide messenger RNA. RefSeq lists its product as uncharacterized. Bases 1 to 831 code for a protein of 276 amino acids. The record is from RefSeq and is a predicted model, not a curated record. The transcript has 4 exons. NCBI's taxonomy places the organism in Eukaryota, Fungi, Ascomycota, Leotiomycetes, Helotiales, Ploettnerulaceae.